Molecule: messenger RNA, 1217 nt
Organism: Strongylus vulgaris
Lineage: Eukaryota; Metazoa; Nematoda; Chromadorea; Rhabditida; Strongylidae
Source: the annotation of a GenBank genome assembly
AUGACUGUACAGCAAGCGCUACAACAUCCAUUUAUAAAGAUGGAAGAGGAACUGCGACUUCGUGGUCAACUCACUCCACAACAGAAAAAGAAGUUCAUGGCGCUUCGGAGAUGGUCUGAUGACCUGCUUCCGAUCGGACGCUUGGCAAAGCGCGGUGCCAUUUUCAGACAGCAAUCUAUGGAUGGCGUAUUUGAGAGAGAUAUCACUUUUGUUAGCCUUCUUCCAGAUAGCGACUACGCUCCAUCUGUGAAAAAACAGCUUGAUGACAUUGUCGCCCAUGUCGGUGAUCUAAUUGCCACCUUAACAUGCGAAAUCGAAGGCAUGCCUCUACCUCGUAUCAUUUGGUAUAAAGAUGGUCAGGAACUGGCUGUGCCGUCUAUCAAAUUCGACUCACAAUUCACUGAUGGAUCUGCUGAGUUGACUGUGAAGAACUUGGAGCAAUCAGAUGCAGGAAAAUAUCGCUGCCAUGCCGCAAAUCAACUUGGCACAGUCUCCACUGAAGCAAAAGUCGUAGUGGAAGAAAAGAAGGAAAAAGAAGAGAAAGCUGAGAAAGACAAAAAGGUGAAAAAGGCCAAAAAGGUAGAUUUUGACGUCGAAAUUUUUUUUUUUGCUUCAGAAGAAGAGAAGGAUGAGAGAGACAAAAAGGCGAAGAAGGCCAAGAAGCCCACAACGGAACAACAGCAGAAAAGUCCUGUGGCGCCCUCAUUUACCUCAACCCUUACUGACUGCUCCACCAAACUCGGUGAAACUCUCACCUUGAAGGUUACAAGCAAAGAGGAGGUGAAAGUGGACUGGUACCAUAAUUCUUCAAAAAUCAGCGAAACUGACCAGAAUUACCUUCAAAAACAUGAAAAGGACAGCUAUGAGCUUACUAUCCGGAAUGUGAACGUAUAUGAUGAAGGAGAGUGGAGGGUCAUGGGAAGAAAUGCAGUAGGUGAUUGCGAAAGCUCGUGUUCAGUGGCCGUAGAGAUCCCCGAGGGAUACAUGGCACCAACCUUCGAGCAAAACCUGGAGGAUAUCAAAUGUGAAGAGCAAGAGCUUCUAACAUUGACUGUUAAGAUCGCUGCUAAUCCAGUUCCUGAAAUUAUAUGGUAUUGCGAGGACAAGGAAAUAAAACAUUCGGACCGUUACCGUAUAUUGUUUGAUGACGAGAAGCGCGAGUACUCCUUGAUCAUCGUUAAUGCGUAUGCUGAAGACAGCGGAGAGUACAAGUGAGC